Molecule: messenger RNA, 852 nt
Organism: Cyphomyrmex costatus
Lineage: Eukaryota; Metazoa; Arthropoda; Insecta; Hymenoptera; Formicidae
Exons: 1
Coding region: 1-852 (283 amino acids)
Molecular function (GO): zinc ion binding; nucleic acid binding
Source: RefSeq, a predicted model, not a curated record
AUGAAAAGGGUGAAGUCCGCGGUCCCCUUGGAGGAGCUAGGUAUCACGGAUCUCCGGGCCCGGAGGGCUAUCACUGGCGCUCUGGUUUUGGAGGUUCGUGGUACGGAAGGUGCCGCCAAGGCUGCCCGCCUGGCGGACAGGAUGGGUGAAGUCUUCGCGGGAUGCGAGGGAAUCAAGGUCUCGCGUCCCGUGAGGACGGCCGAGCUCCGUGUCUCGGGCCUUGACGACUCGGUGAUUGCCGAGGAAGUGGCGGUUGCCGUGUCGUCGGUCGGGGCCUGCGCCGUUGAGGAUGUUAAGGUGGAAGACAUUAAGAUGUCUCCCUCCGGCAUGGGGACGGCAUGGGUGAGAUGCCCUGUUGAAGCGGCGAAGCCCCUCACGGACCAGGGAAGGGUCCGUGUGGGGUGGGUAAAUGCUAGGGUGCAGCUCCUACCGGUGCGCCCACUCCAAUGCUUUAGAUGCUUGGAGAUGGGCCACAUCAGGGCGAGCUGCACCUGCGACGCUGAUAGGUCCGGCGUUUGCUACAGGUGCGGGGUGGCCGGUCACCUUGCGGCCUCAUGCUUGGAGGCCGCGAGGUGUCCAUCCUGCGCCGAGUCGGGCCUGUCGGCGUCGCACAGGAUCGGUUCAGUCCCUUCGUGCAGGACAGCGAAGGGACCAAAGAAGAAGGGCGGUGGCAGCGGGGGUGCAGGUUCGGCCGCGGUGCGGGCCCCCUCCACUCCCGCUGCCGCGAAGUCGCGUGGUGGCGGGGCGGCUACGGCGAUGGACACUAAGUCCGUCCCCGUGGUCUCCCUGUCCCGUAUAGAUGCCCCCGUGCCCUCCGGCCUCGUUGAGGCCAUGGAGGUCACCGAGGAGUGA